Messenger RNA from Quercus robur (English oak), 1559 nucleotides. Its product is annotated as PP2A regulatory subunit TAP46. NCBI's taxonomy places the organism in Eukaryota, Viridiplantae, Streptophyta, Magnoliopsida, Fagales, Fagaceae. Gene Ontology annotation, biological process: regulation of dephosphorylation; regulation of signal transduction. Bases 151 to 1359 code for a protein of 402 amino acids. The transcript has 9 exons. Gene Ontology annotation, cellular component: cytosol. Gene Ontology annotation, molecular function: protein phosphatase 2A binding. The record is from RefSeq and is a predicted model, not a curated record.
CUCAAAUUUUCUACACCCUCCCUCUUUCAGAUCCUCUCAAAUCUCAAUUCUACCCUUCUCAAUUUCCCCAAAUUUCUAAUCCCAUCCCUCAGAUUCAAUUCCCAUUUUAAUUUCAAUUUCUAGGGUUUCGAUAAUCUCACCGGUGAGUGAAUGCAAACAAAAAUGGAGGACCUUCCUCUUCCAACACUGUUUGAACAAGCUCGUAAGAUCCAUUCAACCGCCACAGACUCCGGCGCCGAUCAGGAGGUGGUGAAGAAGGGUUUGGAGGCUCUGGUGAAAUGCGAGGACAUGGUAAAUAAGCUUGGGUUGUUCUCAACUAAUGAGACCAAGGAAGAUAUCAGCACCACCAAUCUCAAAUAUCUCCUGGUGCCAUUUUAUCUUGCUGAGUUGACUGAAAAAGUUGCACAAGAUGACAGGAUACAGAUUCUUAAGGCUUCCCAGGAAAAAUUAAAGGAAUUUAUAUCACUAUGUGAGGCAAUGGAACUUGUACCAAAGGAGGAAUUAGAAGCAUCUACGCAAGGAGUUCCAAAUUCACCUGCUGAUCAGAGGGCUCGCAAGAUUGCUCGGUUCAAACGCCAAAAAGCUGCAGAAGCAAAAUUGCUGGAAAUAAAGGAGCGGAAGGAGCGGCGUAGACGUUCUACCAAAGCAGCUGCCUUAUCCACUCCUGUUGAGGCAGGAGAGGAAGAUGAGCUGGAUGAUGAUGGAGAAGAAGAAAGAGAGGCCUGGCUUACCACCAUCUCUUUGGCAAUCUGUAAGACCUUUGAUCUUCUGAAACUGCUGAAGGAGGAGGAAGAAAUUCUCUGUGCUGUAAAGGAAAAGAAAUCGAAGGAAGGGGACAAGGAGUUCUCUCAAGAUGUUCUUGAUAAUCGCACAAAGACAGUAGAAGCUUGGCAUCGUGAUGCUGCAGUCCGAGCUCGGUAUACCAAACCAGCACAACCUAUCACAUGCGCUGCAUUUGCUCAAGAUGUUCUAGAAGGUAGAGCAAAGGUCUCUGAAGUACAUGACCACAAACACCAGCCAAUGAUAUUUGGUCCAGCGAGUGUUGUGGGUGGAGGCUUUACAAGUGAAAGGGAAAGGAUGGCAGCUCAGGUUUUUCAACCUACUCACAGGUUGCCAACCAUGAGCAUAGAGGAAGCUGGUCUAAAAGAGAUGGAGAUAAUGAACAAAUGGCAAGAGCGGAAUGUGAAAUUGAUGGAGGAAGCCAAUCACUCAUGGUACAAGGACAAUCGAAUGCCGAGGCCAGGUGAAGAGGACGAUGAAGAUGAUGAUGCUGUCGUAGAGAAGGCAAGAAGAUGGGAUGACUGGAAAGAUGAGAAUCCUCGGGGUGCUGGUAAUAAGAAGCUAACCCCUUGUGGGUAAAUGUGGCACAGACCGAUUAUGUAUUCUCAUCACAGCUAAUUAAUACCCUUUUUGUGUUCCUUUUUCUAAAAUUUUGGCUGACUGAUAUUGGAAUUACAAGUCUUGUAGUUGGUGUGGUCUCCCUGUAUCUUGAUAGCUGAACAGUUUUAUGUAUAAUAGACAGAUGAUCGUUAGAAAAUAAUUUUCCAAGUUUUUUGCAA